Fusarium redolens is the source of this 456-nucleotide messenger RNA. RefSeq lists its product as uncharacterized. The coding region runs from base 1 to 456 and encodes 151 amino acids. The record is from RefSeq and is a predicted model, not a curated record. Lineage: Eukaryota; Fungi; Ascomycota; Sordariomycetes; Hypocreales; Nectriaceae. The transcript is spliced from 2 exons.
AUGCGUCAACUACACGCCGAGAGGUUCCUUAAUAAAUGUCCUCCAACCAAUCAUAAUAACAACCCCGAAGUCGAAGUCAAACAUCAAGAGCCUAAACUGGUGCAGACCGCUAACCAAGUCGACCUUGACAUGAAUCCGCCAUCCACAGAACCGCUUCACGACAAUGGGCCGUUCUUGAUGGAAGAGCGGCAACAAGAUCCUCUCCAGGACACCAUGGCUGGUGAUAGACAGGCCGAUCCUCUUGAUGUUAGACUCCAAACAGACCGGUGCAUGCGUCAACAAAGUGCAGGAUCAGUUGCAAUCCUGUAUCGUCAAUCUACAGCAGCGACUAGCCACAACCUCUCGAAACCUCAAAGAGGCCCACACUCAACUGGCCGAGUGCCAGACAUAACUCAAAGCGCACGCAGGACAGAAAUUCCAGUGAUCGAAAAAGCGAAUGCGGGAGCUACUUAUUAA